CCAGUAUCGCGCGGCGCGCCGCCUUGAACGCAUUCUUUGCGUGAAUGCUCCGUGCUUCGCGAGCCGAACGGCACCGCGCGUGUUACAGUGCCCUCCGACCGUUGACCGCUGACCCCUAGUGCAGUGUAGUGAGUGAUACUUGUGUUACUGAGUGAACGUUACACAGAUACGAAGCGUGUCCAGGGGUGGGUGUGCGCGGGGUAGGCGGGCUGCGGGGGGCAUGGGGCGCUCGCGGCGGCCGGGAUGGCGGUGAGCUGCCCAGAGGUGAUGUACGGAGCCUACUACCCCUAUCUGUACGGCCGCGGCGCCGCUAGAUCGUUCCACCACGCGCCGCACUUUCAGUACGAUCGGUUGAACGUACAAAGCGCGAGCAAUGCCGACUACAGCGCGGUGGGCGGCGCGGCGCUCAGCUCCGGCUCGGCGUCCUCCGGCGCGCAGUCGCCCAGCUCCCCGCCCCAUGCGCACGGGAUCCCGCAUCAUGCGCACGGUAUACCGCACCAUGCGCACGCGCACGCGCACACGCACGCGCCGCACCACUCGCCCAGGUUGCGCACUAAGGAGGAGGACCUGUCGGCGCAUGGACGCACCAGUGCUGACGGUGGCGGGUCGUCAGAGUCGGAAGGGGAGUGCGGCGCGGGCGGGCGGGCGCGCGCGCAGUACGUCAGCGCGAACUGCGUCGUGUUCACGCACUACUCGGGCGACGUGGCCGCCGUCGUGGACGAGCACUUCGCUAGGGCGCUGUCUAUUGACAAGCCUAAAGAGGCGGUCCCGAUGGCAUCCCGGAACCUGCCAGCAUCCUUCUUCAACGCGGCCGCGUCUGGACCCUCGUGUGCCGGACUCGACCUCUACGACUAUGACCCUUGGCAUCAGCAUUAUGCUGGGUACGGGCACGCGGCGCACCGGCACGCGGCGGAGUACCACGCGGCGGCGGCGCACCACAACAUGGCGGCGGCGGGCUACGGCGGGCUGCUGCUGGGCCGCGGCUCGCUGUCGCAGUACAAGCCGGUGGAGUGGGGCCACGCGCACCACGCGCAGCUCGACCCGGCCGCCUGCUCGCCCUACUCCUACCCGCCGCCAGGUCUUGAAGCACAAGUGCAGGACACAUCUAAAGACCUAUACUGGUUCUGAGCGCGUCCGACUGGUUGCGACUCGCUGCGACUGGCUGCGACUGGCUGCGACUGGCUGCGACUGGCUGCGACAGCAUGCGACUCGUUGCGGACGAAAACUCUAAGGCUGUAAAAAGACAUUAGUUUUAGGUCUAGUGAUUUAGGCGCUGAACUGUGCUCUCUCAUUUAGUUUUUUUUUUCCUUUUUUAUCAAUUUGUAAAAUUUAUAAAC
Molecule: messenger RNA, 1337 nt
Organism: Zerene cesonia (dogface butterfly)
Lineage: Eukaryota; Metazoa; Arthropoda; Insecta; Lepidoptera; Pieridae
Gene: vg
Product: protein vestigial
Exons: 7
Coding region: 244-1128 (294 amino acids)
Biological process (GO): regulation of transcription by RNA polymerase II
Cellular component (GO): nucleus
Source: RefSeq, a predicted model, not a curated record